UUUACGAAAUUAUCAUACCGACCGGGAUAGUGGCUUAAAAUCUCACAAUAAACAGACCGUGAUAGUAACAUAUUAUGUCAUUAUAUAUAUUCCCGCCAUAGCUUUGUCUCCAGGAGGGAAUCUCCUUGUUUCUGAAGCAUUUGGUGGCGGAGGUAUUUCUGAGAUAUUCAUAGACUGGGUUUAUUUUAAAGUCCUGAAAUCAAGAGAAAUAAUUCCUACCACUGAGGAAAGCGCAGAAGAUCAGAUUUUACGGCUUUCCUGUUCUCAAAAUUUCGAAGUUGCAUGGUUUGAUUCUUCUUGCGAUGCGAUAUCAGUAGUAAAAGUGACCGGAUUUAGCACUGAGGGGGAGGCCCAGAUCCAGAGGCAAGAGAAAAUCACAUAUUAUAUGCUUAAUGGAGAAGAAAAACGAAUCGCAUGCAAUGAUGACUUUUUUCCUGAUAUUUCUCACGAUGGACAAAACCUUAUCAUUGCCACAGAAAAUGAAAUAGUGUUGCUGGAGUCAGCAACAGAAGGGAGUAAUGCACUUCUCAUUGCAUCAGACCUUAAACCUUCUGGACAUUUAAGGAUAAACCACGAGGGCCAAUUGAUGGUCUGUAAAGAAAACGCAGUCAAAUUGUAUGAAUACAAGAAUGAAGUUAGGUCACUUCAGAGUUUUUGCCGACGUUACAUCAGAGAAACAAUUCACACUAAUUUUGUUGGAAAAGAGCUCCUCUCAGGAAUUUCAUGUUCACUGAAAAAUGAUGAUGGCAAUGCCAAUGAUGGUGCUGAUGAUGAUGAUGAUGACGAUGAUGACGAUGAUGAUGACGAUGAUGAUGACAAUGAUGAUGACGAUGAUGAUGGUGGUGGUGAUGAUGUAGAUGAUGUCAGAGAACCAAUUCUUACUUACUAUGCUGAAGUAGUACACAACUUAGCUAUUCCUUCCUCACUGAAAGACUACCUAUUGUACAAGUCAGUUUAAGCCAGAAGUGGAGGUGAAUAGUGGUGGAUAUUUAUCAAGCCAUGACAUGGUGAGGUAAAUAUCCACUCCUUUCAGCAACACUUAGAUGAAUAAUUAUUUUUAGUAUAUACCCCAUAGAAACCAGAAAAAUGGUUUAUUUCUGUCAAUAUAGCAAAAAUUAGUGGGAAAUUAAAUUAUUAAUGCACAAUGUUGUCUCUUCAGCAGCUUGGAGAUGAGAAGUACUUGCGAAUCUCUUCCAAAUUGGCCAAUCAGGGCGUGCAAUCUUUACCUGUGUGGUGUAUACUAACUAGAUUUAGGGACUAUCAAUCCUCAUUAGUUAAACCAAGGUUAUUGUGGGUCUUGUCUUUUCUCUAAUAGCAGGGGAUUAAUUGUUAAUAUCACUUACCAAAUAAAAUGAAAGGGAAAUGAUAGAAUGAAAUAAUGAUUUCUGAUCUUUCCUUGAGCAAAGUGUACUUAGAGAGUUGCUUUCCCAAUGUGAAAUCAAAAUAAUGAUAAUUAUGUUAUAUCCUUUAAGAGGAAUGUGAUAUCCAGAUAUUAGUAUAGAACUGUAACAAUUACUAUAACAUAACUAAGGUCUAGGUACAUAAAUUAUUUGGUUUUAUUUAUAGAUUAGACCUUUAUUAUACACGAAACAGUUCAAUUGCAAAAAACGUUUUCUGACAGCAAGACAGUUUUAGAUCAAAAGUUUUGAAGUUUAUUAAAUUUUUAUGUAAAGGAGCUCUUUGUUUGAAAGAGAAAAAAAAGGAAAACACUAAGAGCAUUUCAUCAUACUCCUUAUGUUGAAAUGCUUGCACAGCACUGGAGUAACAUUUUUCAUGUUUUUAACAGUUUCAGUGGUACAGUUUCUCAAACUUUAGUCUCUUUGUUGGACAAAGUAGAAAUUAGGGUGAAUGCAUUACUUAUUUGAUAACAUUAUAUGUUUUGAACGUAUUAUAGCCCCAACAAUUUGAUUUAAUUUAAUUUAUUAGAUUUGCCGACAGGCAGGGACACCACAACAGCUUGUGCCAAUUACUGC
This is a messenger RNA of Stylophora pistillata, 1973 nucleotides long. RefSeq lists its product as uncharacterized. The record is from RefSeq and is a predicted model, not a curated record. NCBI's taxonomy places the organism in Eukaryota, Metazoa, Cnidaria, Anthozoa, Scleractinia, Pocilloporidae.